UAUAUGAAAAAUUGAUGAGCUGUGAUCAUCUGCAGUGCGCGUCGUGUGUUAUGUUGUGACUGAUGUUUAUCACGAAUAACUUUCAAGCAAAAGUUUACUGUUUGGCCUAUAAUUUAGGGCCACGAAAAUGUUUACGUAUGAUAUUUAGAAUCAACCUAUGAACAUACUUUCGUCUUAAAUGUAAAAAAGCAAAAACUCGGUAUUUUCUAGUAGAAUAGACAUUGUUCUUUUGCGACGAUAUAUGUAAUUGUGUGCUCGUAGAGCGGGAACCGUUGAAUAUUUCAUAAUGGCAGAUUUUGAUGCAAUUUACGAAGAAGAGGAAGAAAAUGAACAAAACUUGGAAGAACACUACGUAACAAUGGUACCAGAUCCUAUAGUUAUUCGUGGAGCUGGCAACAUGACUGUAUUUGGGCUUAGUAAUCGCUUUGAAUCAGAAUUUCCGAAUGGCCUGGUAUCGCGUGUUGCUCCGGAAGAGUUUAAAGCGACUGUCAUGAGAAUAAAUAGUGUACUGAAAAAAACAUUACCAGUUAAUGUUAAAUGGUUAUUUUGUGGUUGUGUUUGCUGUUGUUGUACAUUAGGAUGUUCUCUUUGGCCUGUUAUUUGUUUGAGUAAAAGGACACAACAUUCGUUAAACAAAUUAUUAGAAUGGGAAAACAGUAGGCUGUAUCACAAACUUGGAUUACAUUGGAGAUUAGCGAAACAAAGAUGUGAUACUUCAUCCAUGAUGGAAUAUGUACUUUUAAUUGAAUUUAUCCCAAAAAUACCCAUAUACAAACCUGACUAAAAGAUCUGGACUUUUGAACCUUACGUAUGUAACAAGUCUAAAAUAUGAAAAGCCAAAUGCUUCUGGCUUAAUUUUGAAAUAAUAAAAAGUGAAGCAUUACUAGAAGAGGCACUGGUGGGAUGCUUAUUUUUGUAAAUAUUAUAUGUAGGAUUGCAUUGUAUAAUAAUGAAAUAAGUAUCUGAAUUAA
Messenger RNA from Osmia lignaria (orchard mason bee), 971 nucleotides. Its product is annotated as cysteine-rich hydrophobic domain-containing protein 2. The record is from RefSeq and is a predicted model, not a curated record. NCBI's taxonomy places the organism in Eukaryota, Metazoa, Arthropoda, Insecta, Hymenoptera, Megachilidae.